AUGGUUUCCCAUAAGUCAGUUGCAUUGGUAAUGCAGCUAAGCGCUUUGUUGUCAGUACUUUUAGGAUUUUGUGGGAGUGGAAGGUUGUCAAUAGCAUGCUUGGAACUAGAGAGGAUCGGGCUGAUGAAGCUCAAAGCCGCCUUCAAUCUCCCUAAUGGGUCGGCACUUCCUUUGUGGCUUGACGAUCAAGGUGAUUGUUGCAGAUGGGAAGGUGUCAGGUGCCACAACAUCAGCAUGCGAGUGACUAAGCUCCUGCUCAAUGAUACACGAGAUUCCCGGCUAGGCCCGUGGUCUCUUAAUUCCUCCUUGUUCCUCCCAUUCGAGGAACUUGAAGUACUUGACUUGGGCUUCAAUCAGCUAACUGGACUGAAGCUGCAGGCGGUAGAUGUCUCGUUCAAUCAUUUGGCUGGAGAUAGUCUUUCAGCAAUUUGGAGCAUGGCAUCCCUUAAAGCCUUGUCGAUAGCUGGCAAUCAAUUGGGAGACUCAAUAUUUCAAGGCUUGUGUCAGUUGAAGGGUCUUGAAGAGUUGGAUGCUUCCUAUAAUGAGUUUGUAAGCAGCAUUCCACCAUGCAUUCAGAACAUGACCUCACUGUAUGCACUCGAUCUUCAUCGUAACCAUUUUGGAGGGAACAUCCCUUCUUCCCUCUUCGCUAAUCUCAAGUCACUGCAAUAUAUCUCUCUUUCUGGGAAAGCUUUUGAAGGGUCAUUUUCUCUCGCUGCAUUAACCAACAACUCUAGGCUUGAAGUAUUUGAUCUUGCCAACAAUUACCAUCAUUUGAAUAUCACGACAGAGGAUCCUCUCCAUGCUCCUUCAGCUCAGUUAAAGAUCUUGCGUUUAUCUGACUGUGCACUCAACGAACCUCGUGGUGUCAUCCCUACCUUUCUACGAGACCAACACGAGCUAAGACUUCUUGAUCUCAGCCAUAACAACAUGAGCGGAGCUUUUCCAUCUUGGUUAUUAGAGAACAACACAAAACUAGAGGCCUCAAAGCUUUCAAAUAAUGCCUUCUCCGGAAGUUUUAGUUUCAACUCCUCCACUGCAAGCAAUGUUGACAUACAGUUGAUUGAUGUGUCGUCAAAUUUUAUAGAUGGAGAACUUCCCGUUUCUAUUGGUUCCUCCUUUCCAAAUUCAGCUUUCAUCAACAUGUCCAGAAAUGUUAUUCGUGGGGGUAUCCCUUCUUCUCUGGGCGACAUGAGGUUGUUGACUUUGCUAGACUUGUCAGAUAAUGAUUUCAUCGGAGAGCUGCCGGAGUCAUUUCUCCGAAAGUGUCAACAUCUCGAGGUUCUAAAGUUGUCGAAGAAUAAUUUGAGUGGCGAAAUACUUCCAAGAACGGCCAACUUGACAAAGUUACAUGCUCUAUCUUUGGACAGCAAUAAAUUCUCCGGAGUGAUUUCUCCCGGGUUGCUUAACAGCCCCGGCUUACAUUUUCUGGACGUAAGCAACAACUUUCUGUCAGGGACAGUUCCUAGUUGGAUCGGAGACUCUGAAAGCUUGGAGAAUCUUAUCUUGUCGUAUAAUUCCCUGGAAGGUCCUUCGCCUUUGAGCUUUUGCAAAUUGAAUCUUAAGCUCUUGUGCCUUGCAGCUAACGGUUUUGGUCCCACGAUACCUUCAUGUGCAAAUGUUUCAAUGCUAUUACAUUUAAGCUUGGGGAGCAAUCACCUUACAGGACCUUUUCCGCAGUUUCUAAGUGAUGCUUCAUCAAUAGUGACAUUGGAUCUCAUAAACAACGAAUAUUCAGGAAAAAUCCCAAAGUGGAUUGGUUCAUUUCCAAACCUUCAGGCUCUUUUAUUGAAAGGAAACAACUUCGAAUGUCUGAUCCCUCACGAGUUAUGCCAGUUAAAGAAUAUGAGCAUCAUGGAUCUAUCAAAUAAUAGUCUCUCAGGACCCAUUCCGUCUUGUUUGAGUACUCUGGAUUUCGGAAACCUGAGAGUGCUUGGAGCAUUUUGUACGCUCUCUAUUUCUAAUGCAUCUGCCUCUAUGAUCUAUAAGUUCAAUUCGAAGGUUUCAUUCUUUGUUGAAAAUGCUGUAGAAACUGCCUACACGGAUGAUCAAUUAGUAGAAGUGAAGUUCAUCUCCAAGAGCAGGUUAGAAUCUUAUAGGGGAAGCAUCCUGGAGUACAUGUCUGGGCUAGAUCUCUCGUGCAACAAUUUGAGCGGUUCUAUCCCACCAGAAAUUGGGUACAUGAUCAAUCUUCUCAUAUUGAACCUUUCAAAUAAUCAUCUCCUGGGCCCGAUUCCAAGCACAUUCUUUGGAUUGAAGCAAAUAGAGAGUCUCGACCUUUCAUACAAUGGGUUGACUGGAAAAAUACCAUCGCAGUUGACAGAGCUCUCCUUCUUAUCGAUCUUCACUGUGGCUCACAAUAACCUAUCGGGGCAAACGCCUGAAAGGAAAAACCAAUUCGCCACGUUUGAUGAAAAGAGCUACGAAGGUAACAUCUUCCUCUGCGGGCUGCCAUUAGAGAGUUGCAACACUUCAGGGCAGUCUCCGCUGACACCAACAAUUCCAGAUCAAAAGGAAGACUUCUCCUUCAGAGAAGCCUUCGCAUGGAGCUUUGCGGGAUCAUAUGUCGUCGCAUUCCUUGGAACUGUGGCGUUUCUCUUCAUUAGCUCCCACUACAGAACAAUCAUGUUUAACUUUUUCUAUAGGCAAAUCAUCUGUUUUUAUUGA
Punica granatum (pomegranate) is the source of this 2667-nucleotide messenger RNA. NCBI's taxonomy places the organism in Eukaryota, Viridiplantae, Streptophyta, Magnoliopsida, Myrtales, Lythraceae. The record is from RefSeq and is a predicted model, not a curated record.